Messenger RNA from Bipolaris oryzae ATCC 44560, 4170 nucleotides. RefSeq lists its product as uncharacterized. The transcript has 4 exons. The coding region runs from base 1 to 4170 and encodes 1389 amino acids. Gene Ontology annotation, molecular function: nucleic acid binding; protein binding. The record is from RefSeq and is a predicted model, not a curated record. NCBI's taxonomy places the organism in Eukaryota, Fungi, Ascomycota, Dothideomycetes, Pleosporales, Pleosporaceae. Gene Ontology annotation, cellular component: nucleus; mRNA cleavage and polyadenylation specificity factor complex.
AUGCAGUGCUAUACGGAAAUAGCCCCGCCCACGGCUGUCAGCCAUGCCCUCCACCUCCCGCUGCUGCACGCCAGGGCAAACAACCUGGUCGUCGCAAAGAACUCAUUGCUGCAGGUCUUUGAGCUCAAGUCAACCACGACUGAGGUCACGCCGGGCGGAGGAGACGAGGCGGAGAAUGCAGCCGCUAACCUGGACACAGAGGCGGCCGAUGUGCCCUUGCAGCGCACUGAGAGCACCGCCAAGCUGGUCCUGGUCGGCGAGUUCCCCCUCGCUGGCACAGUCGUGUCGCUGGCGCGCGUAAAGGCGCUCAGUACAAAGUCGAGGGGCGAGGCGCUGCUGGUAGCGUUUCGGGAUGCAAAGCUGAGCCUGGUGGAGUGGGAUCCCGAGUCGUACAACCUCCAUACAAUAUCAAUACACUACUAUGAGAAUCCAGACUUGCCCGGCAUUGCUCCUUGGUCCGCUGAUCUCAAAGACACGUAUAAUUUUUUGACGGCAGACCCCAGCAGCAGAUGUGCUGCCCUCAAGUUUGGCUCUCACAACCUCGCCAUUCUUCCCUUUCGCCAGCGUGAUCUUGUCGACGAUGACUACGAUUCGGAUGCUGAUGGGCCUAAAGAGUCCAAGCCUGAGCAGCAAACUGCAUCUGGCUCUCAUACAACGCCUUAUACUUCAUCUUUUGUCCUGCCGCUCACAAACCUCGACCCCACCCUUACACAUCCCGUCCACCUCGCCUUUCUGCACGAAUACCGCGAACCCACGUUUGGCAUCGUCGCCGCCUCUCGAGACACGGCCCCAUCCUUGCUCGCCCACCGAAAAGACAUUCUUACAUACUCCGUCUUUACGCUUGAUCUCGAGCAAAAAGCCUCGACUACGCUCCUGUCCGUCUCCGGACUGCCGUACGACAUCACCAGGGUGGUUCCGUUGCCUUCACCCAUUGGCGGUGCUCUCCUAGUGGGAUCGAAUGAGAUUAUACAUGUCGACCAGGGUGGCAAGACAAAUGGUGUGGCUGUGAAUGAAUUCGCCAAAGCCUGCACUUCAUUUCCUCUCAGCGACCAGUCAGACCUGGCUUUGCGCCUCGAGGGCUGCAGUGUUGAGCUUUUGUCUCAUGAGACGGGUGACGUGCUAAUCGUGCUCAACAACGGACGUCUCCUUGUCCUUACUUUUACGCUUGACGGCCGCACUGUAUCGGGCAUGACAGUCCACCCCGUUGCGGCAGACCAUGGCGGCCACCUCAUCAAAGCCGCCGCCUCCUGCACCAGCAACCUCGGACGGGGUCGCCUCUUUGUUGGAAGCGAGGACGGAGACUCGGUCAUGCUGGGCUGGACUAGCACAGCAAGCCACCUGCGACGAAAGCAGUCCAACGCAAAUGUCGACACGGACGAGGACAUGUCUGAUGAAGAGGAUAUGGAAGAUAUGGAAGAUGAUCUUUACAACGAUACAGCCCCUGCCAUCCAAAAAAUCACUACUGCUGCUUCGGAGCCUACUGCGCCCGGCACCUACACAUUUCGUAUACAUGACGUACUGCCAAGUAUAGCCCCAAUCAAGAAUGCCGUCCUACACCCAGGAAAGGACACCGAGUCAUUGAAUAGGGGCGAGGUAAUGCUUUCGACCGGGCGAGGGGCUGCUGCUGCGAUCACAGCCCUGAGUCGUGAGCUCCAUCCCGUCACUGUAGCUACAAGACAACUCCCUUCAGCACGCGGCACUUGGGCUGUGCAUGCCCGGAAACAGGCGCCUGGAGAUGUCACUGCUGCUUUUGGUGAAGACAUGGAGGCCAAUAUGGCUACUAAUGUAGACUAUGACCAGUAUCUCGUGGUAUCCAAGACUGGUGAGGAUGGAACCGAGAGCACUGUCGUGUACGAGGUCAAUGGCAACGAACUCACUGAAACCGACAAGGGUGAUUUCGAACGAGAAGAAGGCUCGACGCUGUUUGUUGGCGUACUGGCAGCAGGCACAAAGGUUGUGCAGAUUCUGCCAAUGGAGGACGAAGAAAGUGGCAACGAGCUCAACGUCAUCAAUGCCAGCUUCGCGGACCCAUACCUCCUAGUCCUGCGCGAAGACUCCAGUGUUAAGAUCUUCAGAGCUACUGGCGAUGGCGAGCUGGAGGAUGUCGAAGCCACUGGUUUAUCCAACACACAAUGGCUUUCAGCGAGUUUAUUCAAGUCUGCUAGCUUCACAGAAGUUUUUGCUUUUCUCCUCACACCCGAAGGAGGCCUUCGUGUAUUCGCAGUGUCAGAUAUGGAGAAGCCAUGUUAUGUCGCUGAAGCUCUAAGUUUCCUUCCACCUGUUUUGGGUAUGGACUAUGUCCCCAAGCGUAGCGCCAUCAAAGCUACGAUUACAGAGAUCUUAGCUGCUGACCUGGGCGAUGCAACGACCAAGUCGCCACAUCUGAUCAUCCGCACAUCGAGUGAUAACCUUGUCAUCUACAAAGCCUUCCACUCUCCGUCACGUUCGGCUGCUGACCUGUGGACCAAGAACUUACGAUGGGUCAAACUUUCUCAGCAACAUAUACCACGAUACACGGAAGACGGCGGUGCAGAAGAUUCUGGAUUUGAGAGUACUCUCUUAGCAUUGAGUGACAUUGGUGGGUACAGUACCGUCUUCCAACGAGGCACUACCCCGGCAUUUAUCUUCAAAGAGUCGUCAAGCGCACCGCGUGUCAUUGGUCUGAGUGGAAAGCCAGUAAAGAGUCUGACGUCCUUUCACACUUCCAGCUGCCAGCGUGGUUUCGCCUACCUAGACUCUACCGAUACGCUCCGCAUCUCUCAACUACCACCACAGACGCACUACGGUCACUUAGGCUGGGCAACACGACGUAUGCCAAUGGAUGCCGAAAUACAUGCUCUCGCCUACCAUUCUUCGGGCUUGUAUAUCGUUGGCACAGGACAGUCAGAGGAAUACCAGCUUGAUCCGUCUGAGACUUAUCAUUACGAACUCCCCAAGGAGGACAUGAGCUUUAGACCAACUAUUGAACGUGGCAUUAUCAAGUUACUAGAUGAGAAGACCUGGACUAUUAUUGAUACCCAUGUUCUCGAUCCACAAGAGGUAGUCCUCAGUAUCAAGACACUUAAUCUUGAAGUCAGCGAAAAUACACACCAGCGCAAGGAUAUUGUUGCAGUGGGUACUGCGAUUCUCCACGGUGAAGACCUCGCCACCAAAGGCUGCAUCCGCAUAUUCGAGGUCAUCACCGUAGUUCCCGAACCAGACCGCCCAGAGACCAACAAGCGCCUCAAGCUUAUAGUGAAGGAUGAAGUGAAGGGUGCCGUCUCCGCAAUCUCAGAGCUUGGUACACAAGGAUUCAUGAUCAUGGCCCAAGGACAAAAGUGCAUGGUACGAGGUCUCAAGGAAGAUGGCACUCUUCUUCCUGUUGCCUUUAUGGACAUGCAGUGUUACGUCAGUGAUUUGAAGAACCUGCCUGGAACAGGUAUGCUGGCUAUGAGCGACGCAUACCGUGGUGUGUGGUUUACAGGAUACACAGAAGAGCCAUACAGAAUGUCUCUCUUCGCACGCUCAAAACACAGUCUCGAAGCCAUAGCCGUCGACUUCAUCCCCUUUGAAGAACAACUCCACCUCCUUGUCGCAGACGCAGAUAUGAACCUGCAAGUCCUACAAUUCGACCCUGACAAUCCAAAAUCCGAAGCUGGAUCCCGCCUCCUCCACAAAUCCACCUUCCACACUGGCCACUUCCCCGCAACCCUCCACGUCGUCCACUCGCGCCUCAAAAUGCCCUCAGCCUCCGACUUCGCCGGCGCAAACACCACCGAAAACGGCGACUUCGACAUGGACACUUCGUCUCCUGAUGACGAAAAACCCACGCAACCCCUCCACCAAAUCCUAUGCACGUCGCAAUCCGGCACGCUGGCCCUCGUCACCCCGCUCAGCGAAGAUACGUACCGUCGCCUGUCGAAUCUCAGUGCGUAUCUGUCCAAUACGCUUGAUGCAACUGCGGGAUUGAAUCCCCGUGCUUUCCGUGCGAGCGAUACGCCAGAUGGCGGGUGGGAUUCUGGGACUGGUGCUAGGGGCAUGCUGGAUGGGAAUUUGCUGAUGCGAUGGGGGGAGCUGGGGGAGAGGGGACGGAGAGAAGGGCUGGCAAAGUAUGGCGAGGGGGAAUGGAUGUUUUGGGGGGAGAGGGAGGUACUUGCUGGUUGGGGUGUGUUUGGUGGGAGGGGCAGGUGA